Amphiprion ocellaris (clown anemonefish) is the source of this 8820-nucleotide messenger RNA. It is a transcript of the gene dgkg, whose product is annotated as diacylglycerol kinase beta. The transcript is spliced from 26 exons. Gene Ontology annotation, molecular function: ATP-dependent diacylglycerol kinase activity; calcium ion binding. Lineage: Eukaryota; Metazoa; Chordata; Actinopteri; Pomacentridae. Gene Ontology annotation, biological process: lipid phosphorylation; intracellular signal transduction; diacylglycerol metabolic process. The coding region runs from base 310 to 3078 and encodes 922 amino acids. The record is from RefSeq and is a predicted model, not a curated record. Gene Ontology annotation, cellular component: plasma membrane.
UCCAGGCUCCAGGCCCCAGGCUCCAGGCUCCAGGCCCCAGGCUCCAGGCUCCAGGCCCCAGGCUCCAGCCCCCAGGCUCCAGGCUCCAGCCCCCAGGCUCCAGGCUCCAGCCCCCAGGCCCCAGGCUCCAGGCCCCAGGCUCCAGGCUCCAGGCCCCAGGCUCCAGGCUCCAGGCCCCAGGCUCCAGGCUCCAGGCCCCAGGUUCCAGCCCCCAGGCUCCAGGUUCCAGCCCCCAGGCCCCAGGCUCCAGGCUCCAGCCCCCAGGCUCCAGGCUCCAGCCCCCAGGCUCCAGGCUCCAGGCUCCUCGCCAUGAUGGGAGACAGCAGCUGGGUCUGUCUGAGCCCAGCAGAGUUCAGUCAGCUGCAGCAGUACAGUGAAUACUCCACCAAGAAGCUGAAGGAUGUUCUGGAGGAGUUCCACGGUGAAGGAGUUCUGUCCAAAUACAACCCGGAGCAGAAGCAAGACGUUCUGAACCAACCCAUCGACUACAAGGGCUUCCAGCUCUUCAUGGCCACCUACCUGGAGAACAACAUCCCAGAAGAACUGUGUCAGCAUCUCUUCACCUCCUUCAAGAGCAAGACGGGAGGAUGUUCUCCGGACCAGUCCAGAGCCGGAACCAGUCUACUGGAAGCGCGCUCCAUUGAUGCAGGCAUCUCUAUUCAGACCGAAGUGGCCUGUGCCCCCAUCACAGGGAUGAAUGGGAAGAGCAUCCUGUCAGCGAUGGGCCGACACACUCCAGAGCACUCGGCUGUGAUGAACACGCCGGGUUCAGGAGCCACCACCUCCCCUUGUUCGUCCCGGUCCUCCUCUCAGCGCUCGGGGACGGGGUGCCACACGCCUGGGGGGCCCCACAGGUCACCCUGCACCCAGAUCAAAGCCUCUGAGGCCAGCAGCAACGCCCUGAGUCCCAACACCGGUCCUGCCCGGUCCCCAGUGUCCCCCAGACUGUCACCAGCAGAUUGGAGUCGCUCUGAGAAGCUGCUGUCGCUGAGAAGGAGCCCGUCGCCCCAGAAGGGUUCCCCCCUGCCGUCGCCCCAGGUGGUCUUCCUGAAGGACAUCGUGUGCUACCUGUCUCUGCUGGAGAGGGGGACACCUGAGGACAAGUUGGAGUUCAUGUUCCGGCUCUACGACACCGACGGCAACGGGGUUCUGGACAGCUCGGAACUGGACCGGAUCAUUAACCAGAUGGUUCAUGUUGCUGAGUACCUGGAGUGGGAUUCUACCGAGCUGAGACCGAUCUUGAAGGAGAUGAUGGAGGAGAUCGACUUCGACAGAGACGGGACGGUAACUCUGGAGGAGUGGAUCAGAGGAGGCCUCACCACCAUCCCUCUGCUGGUGCUGCUGGGGAUGGACACAAACGUCCAGGAGGACGGGCAGCACGUCUGGCGUCUGAAGCACUUCAACAAACCGGCGUUCUGCAACUACUGUCACACCAUGCUGCUGGGAGUCCGCAAGCAGGGCCUCUGCUGCUCCGUGUGUAAAUACACAGUUCAUGAACGCUGCGUCUCCAAAGACAUCGCCGGCUGCAUCAGUACCUACGCCAAGUCACGACGACACACCAACGCCAUGCAGCACGUGUGGAUGGAGGGAAACUCUCCCACUAAAUGUGAUCGCUGCCAUCGGAGCAUCAAAUACUACCAGGGCCUGACGGGGCUGCACUGUGUCUGGUGUCAGAUCACGCUCCAUAAUAAAUGUUCCUCUAAUGUGAAACCCGACUGUGACGGAGGAUCUCUGAGGGACCAUCUGCUGCUGCCGUCCUACAUCUGUCCAGUGGUUCUGGACCGACACUCAGUGGUGAAGCGAGGAGAAGGAGAAUCUCCUUCCAGCACCAGUCCAGACGACACCAACCAGACCUUCAAGUUCUCCCCUGGAGACGGCCAGGCUCUGCAGGUAGUCAUCAAUCGAUCAGUUCAUCAGUUCAUCAAUCAGUCAGUUAAUCGAUCAGUUAAUCAGAUCAGUCCUCUUCCUGGAACUCAUCCUCUGCUGGUUCUGGUCAACCCGAAGAGUGGAGGCAGGCAGGGGGAGAGAGUUCUGAGGAAGUUCAGGUAUCUUCUGAACCCCAGACAGGUGUACAGCCUGGAGCAAGGAGGACCUAUGGUGGGGCUCAACUUCUUCCACGACGUUCCAGAUUUCCGGGUUCUGGCCUGUGGAGGAGACGGGACGGUGGGCUGGAUCUUGGACUGUAUCGAUAAAGCGAACUUCUCCCAACAUCCUCCGGUGGCGAUUCUUCCUCUGGGGACCGGGAACGAUCUGGCUCGCUGCCUUCGCUGGGGAGGAGGCUACGAGGGCGGCAGCCUGCUGAAGUUCCUCCGGGACAUCGAACACAGCACCGAGGUGGUUCUGGACCGCUGGAACAUCGACAUCGUCCCCGAUGACAAGGAGGAGAAAGGAGAUCCGGUUCCAUACAGCAUCGUCAACAACUACUUCUCUAUCGGAGUGGAUGCCUCCAUCGCUCAUCGCUUCCACCUGAUGAGAGAAAAACACCCCGAGAAGUUCAACAGCAGGAUGAAGAACAAACUGUGGUACUUUGAGUUUGGAACUACGGAGACCAUCUCAGCCACCUGCAAGAAGCUCAACGAGUGCAUCGAGGUGGAGUGCGACGGCAUCAUCCUGGACCUCAGCAACACAUCCUUGGAGGGCAUCGCGGUGCUCAACAUUCCCAGCAUGCACGGCGGCUCCAACCUGUGGGGGGAAACCAAGAAGAGGAGGAACUACAACCGCAUGAGCAAGAAGGUUCCCGACAGGACGCCGGUCAGCACCGUGACUGACGCCAAGGAGCUCAAGUUCUGCAUCCAAGACUUCAGCGACCAGCUGCUGGAGGUGGUGGGUCUGGAAGGAGCCAUAGAGAUGGGUCAGAUCUACACCGGCCUUAAGAGUGCUGGACGGAGGCUGGCUCAGUGCUGCAACGUCACCAUCAGGACGUCCCGCCGGCUGCCCAUGCAGAUCGAUGGAGAACCCUGGAUGCAGCCUCCGUGCACGGUCCGGAUCACCCACAAGAACCAGGUUCCCAUCCUGCUGGGCCCGCCGCAGAAGACACCGUUCUUCUUCUUCAAGAAACGCAACCGGAGCCGCGAUUAGGACACACGAAACCACCUCCGAACACGAAAACAUACACAAACACAGCACAUCUACACACACACACUGUACAGGCAGCUCCAUGGACGACCGAGAAGGACGAGAAGGUCCUGAAGUCAGACAGAACCGACUGUUUCCUGUGUCCCCCUCCAGUCCCUAAAACUCAGAACCGCCCUGCCGGCCCAACGCUGGGGUUCCCUGAAUGUUAGAGACAGAAACACUACAGCAAACACCAGGACAGGAAGCGGCUGUUUACAAGUAAACAAAGCCAGAUCCAGCUGCCGGUUAAAACACCUGCAUGAAUAAUGGAGCAGCGGUUGGCGGUAGGAGCGUCGCCUCGGAGCCGAGCGAAGGAAAAGUCUCAUCCAUUAUUGACCCUCUGAUGGAGCCGAGGCCUGGACGGGUGGAGACAUGCCGGGAUCCAUCCAUCAGGCAGAGGAACCACCGCUAUCACAGUCUGUGGUUGCUAACGUCCAAUCAGCAGCAGCUUCUGGAUUCUCCUACUGGGUCAAGGAUGAAAUAAACCCCCUGAAGGGUAAAAAAGCAGCCCCCGGGGUUUAUUCACAGGGGAGCUAAGUUUAUCCCUCUAUUUCAGGGGAGGGUCUAUCUGCCUUCUCUGAAACCCAGCUCUUAAUCACCGCGUCACACAUCGAGUCACAAUGUCAAACCGAGGCGUAUGCGAUGAUGCGUUCAAAUGCACCGAACAAAACGGGACAGAACAGAUGCAGCAGGAGCUCAGUGUUUCUAAAGGAUGUAUUCAUAUUACUGUCCAUACAGCAAGUAUAAUCUCCAGUAACAUGUGCAGACGGAGUAGAUGUAUAUUUCUGGAACGUAGGUAUAGCUCACAUAUUCUCUACACACCCGUGUGUUUAUAGCACUGUUAAUAAUGUGGGAUUUUUAGCUUAGAGGUUUUCAGCCUAGUGUUGCUGGUCAUGUAGAGCCACUGCAGUCGCUCUCCGGAGGCAGUUUUCUACCUCAGAUCCUGCUUUCAUUCACGUUUUCUCACCAAAUGCACAUUUGGACAGUUUGUGACAGAAUAAUCUCCUGGUUCACGUGUUAACUUUGGGUUAACUUUGUGUUAACUUUGGGUUACGACCACAAAAAACAAACCUUGGAACCUCUUAAAAGUUACAAAAAUGUACAAAUUCCAGGUACACUACCAUUCAAAAGUUUGGGGUCACUUAGAAAUGUCCUUAUUUUUGAAAGAAAACCAGUCAGUCCCCAUUUCACAUGGACACCGAAAAUUUUUGUGUGAUGCUGCACUGUUUGCUAAACCAAAUGUUGUGGUUUUCAUGUUGAAGCUCUAUGACAAGAGACAAUCAAUAGGUUUUACUUUAGUUCAACACUUUUCUAUUAUUUUAACUAAAUAUAAAGCUGUCAGGAAAAACUACAUACAUAAAAUAGAUGCACAUACACUACGGUCCAAAAGUUUUUCAAUGAAUAUAGCAUUAAAUGAAUGAUAAAUCCAGUGUAGACAUUGUUAAUGUGGUAAAUGACUAUUGUAGCUGGAAACAGCUGAUUUUUAAUGGAAUAUCUCCAUAGGGGUACAGAGGAACAUUUCCAGCAACCAUCACUCCUGUGUUCUAAUGCUACAUUGUGUUAGCUAAUGGUGUUGAAAGGCUCAUUGAUGCUUAGAAAACCCUUGUGCAGUUAUGUUAGCACAUGGAUAAAAGUGGGAGUUUUCAUGGAAAACAUGGAAUUGUGUGGAUGAGCCCAAACUUUUCAACGUUGUGUUAAACUGGGCGAUAAGCAGCUUUUAGGUUUCCUCACUAGUGAAUCCAUGUUAUAUUUAAAUCUAACCCGAGUCAUUUUGUUCUGGAACUGGGCCUGCUGAUGAGCUAGCUUUAGCUACAGCUAGCUUACUUUAACAUGUAUCUCAUAAAACAUGUUUGUUUUCAUGCCACAUCCUGAUGCAGCAGCUGAAACGAAUCAUGAUGGAUAAAAAAGUCUACAAUAUAAAGAAGUGAUGCUAAAAGCUAACUAGCUUAGUGUAGCAGAGCAGCAACAGGUGCAGCUUCUAAUUUCAGUGAAAUGUUAUUUGGUAAAACACCUUUGAAGAUGCAACAAAAACAGGAACCCUGUUUGUUUUAAGCCUGGGAUUUUCAGCGGCCAUGGAUUCUCUUAUUUUAGGGCUUUAAUUGAAAGUUCUGAGAGGAAAGUGGCACAGGAAGCUAAUUCAUGGAACCUGUGCAGGUGUGCUUAAAUAAACACCAAUAUCAUAGGUCCAGUGGUGUUCCUUCUUUAGCUCAAGGUUUCCUGCAGAAAUUAGCCAGUAUUUUGUUAUGUUUAUAGAAAUUUUAAGUCAAGUAUUAAUGCAGAUGUUGCAUUGAAAGUUCACUGUCACUGCAGACAGAUACAGAAUUGUUUGUAUUUGAGUUUUAUGACUGUUUGAUCCAGACUGUUGAUGUAUAAACUGGGCAACAACCAGUGAACACUAGUGUACCCACAUUAUAUUUAAAUCCAACCCAAGUCAUUUUGUUCUUGAACUGGGUCUGCUGAUGAGCUAGCUUAACUACAGCUAACAUGACUCUCAAAAAAUCAUCUUUAUUUCUUCGACAGGUUUUUUUCGUGUCACAGCCUGAUGCAGCAGCUGAAACGAAUCAUGGUGGAUAAAAAAGUCUACAAUAUAAACUAGUGAUGCUAAACGCUAACUAGCUUAGCUUAGCAGAGCAGUGACAGAUGCAGCUUCUGAUUCCAGUGAAAUGUUAUUUAAAGAUGCAACAAGAACACGCUCCAACUUUAUUUUUAACCUCCAAUUUUUAAAGUUUUGUAAGUUUCCUGAAUUUAGGGGUUUAGUUGAAAGUUCUGGGAAGAAAAGCGGCUCAUGAGGCUAAUCUGUGGACCUUCAGAGAGAUUAUUCUGUCAAACACAAACAUCAAGAAUGAAGAAAUGAUUGAAAACCUGACCUGAAAGCACCAGAUCUUCUAGAUCUUCUGUUUGAUUGGUUGAGAUCUGUCCUGUUGCUGAAAGAGGCUGCAGAUGUUCUCAUGGUUCUACCUGAACUCCACCAGCGGGUCGAAGCCUUUGGACCCUGGUUCCCUUUAAACCUCACUGAGUGGCUCCUCUCAGCCGGGCUCCAGGAAACAUCCAGGUCCACGGUCCCCCCUCUGGUACCGGACUGGUCAAGGUCCACAGUCCCUUCUCUGAUACUGGACUGGUCCAGGUCCACGGUCCCCCUUCUGGUACCGGACUAGAUCAGGUCCACAGUCCCCCCUCUGGUACUGGACCGGUCAAGGUCAUCAGUCCCCGCUCUGAUACUGGACUGGUCCAGGUUCAGGUCCCCACUCUGGUACAGACCCAUAUCAGGUCCACGAUUCCCCCUCUGGUCCUGGACCGGUCCAGGUUCAGGUCCAUGAUCCCCACUCUGGUACCGGACCAUAUCAGGUCCACGAUCCCCACUCUGAUACUGGACCGGUCAAGGUCCAUGGUCCCCCCUCUGGUAGUAUACCGGUCCAGGUUCAGGUCCAAGAUCCUUCCUCUGGUACCGGACUAGAUCAGGUCCAUGAUCCCCACUCUGGUACUGGACCGGUUAAGGUCAUCGGUCCCCCCUCUGGUACCGGACUAGAUCAGGUCCACGGUCCCCCCUCUGGUACUGGGCCGGUCCAGGUUCAGGUCCAAGAUCCCCACUCUGGUACCGGACUAGAUCAGGUCCAAGAUCCCCCCUCUGGUACCGGACCAGGUCUAUGAAGCCCUUUAGAGUAACGAAGUCCAGCAGCUCUGGGGAAGGUAGCAGCAGAAGGUCCGGUUCUAUGGGAGCCCAGCUGAGAGCUCAGUGUCAGAGUGCAUGUUUACAGGAACUCUACAUGUAUGACAGAAUGUACAUAUGUGUUUAUAUCUGACCUUCAUCACCGCAUGCCUGCUGAAACACACGGAACAAAGAGGCGACUCAUCAAACUCCACUGUUAUCUGUUGAGCUUUUCAGUUUCUAUGUUUUUAUUUUUUUGCAGCAUGUUUGAGAAAAAGGCAGCAGAGACGAGAUGAGGUUCUGUUGAAAGGUUCCUGUUAGAACCUCAGCUGGGUCCGAUCAGACGCCCACGCUCCGCUGAUCCUCCGGUUCAUGUCCUUUGAAGUAAUCAAUGGUUUCAGCAAAUCAAUGGAGCCACUGUGAGCUCGCAGGAAAACCAUCCAAUCAGAGAGAAGAUGAAUAUUUAUGGUUUAAGCUCCAGGAACAAGAAUGUAGAACCUUCAUUCAGCAGCAGAUAAAGGUUGAUGGGGUUAGAGAACGUUUAUUAGCAAACAAGGAGGUGAAAUCUGAAGUUCUCUCGAAAGAUAGAACACCACAUCCCAUAAAAAACAUCCGAACCGGUUCCUUCCCUCUGUCUGACGCAAUAAACCCAAACCUGCUGGUUCUCACAUGAAGGAACAUUCAUUUUAAUGAGUUUAAAGGUUCCGUAACAUCAGCUACAAAUUCUAAUGAUGUUUUAAAGUUUUAAUCCAAUAUUUAUCUUUUAAUUAAUGUUCCACAAAUGUUCUGAGAAAGCUCUGCGAAUGUUUUCCACAUGAAGCUCCCAAAACAUUCUUCUUAAAGGUUUGAUAGCUAAAACCUUUUGGACCAUUCCACCUUAAUGUUCUCAAAACUGAAUGUUACACCGAGAACGUUUUCCUUUUGUUACCAUGGAACACUGUGGGAACGUUUCAUAGAUUCUAUACUGUGUUCCCUCGACAACAUCCUGUCAUCUGAGGUCUCCAGAACAUUUUUUGAAUGUUGCAUUGAGAACGUUCCUCUGUUGUUAUCACUAUUCAAAUGUUUUAUAGAAAAACGUUCUAUCAUGUGUUCCCUCAACAAGUAAGCUAAAUGUUCCACCUUUAAUAUAUCAGAUUAGAGGAAUGCUAUAAAAUGUUCCAUCUUCUGAGGUCUUGAUAACAUCUAGAAAAGAUUCUUUCAAUGCUGGGUUCAGAAUGUUCCUCCUCUGUUAUCAUAGAAUAUUCUGAGAAUGUUUUAUUGAAGAACAUUCUGUAAUGGGUUCCUUCAACAACAUCCUCAGAACAUUACAGGAAGAAUGUUCCACAUUUGUUAAUUUACGCUUUAUAAAGAACCUUCCUUCAUCUUGUGUUAUUUUCAACAUCUUGAAAAUAUUUUCCAAAUGCUGUUUUGAGAACGUUCCUCCUUUAUUAUCACUUUUCAAAUGUUUAAAGAAGAACGUUCUAUGAUGUGUUCCCUCAACAAAUAAGCUAAAUGUUCCACCUUUAAUACAUCACAUUAGACGAACAUCAUAAAACAUUCCAUCUUCUGAGGUUUUGAUAACAUCUAGAAAAAGCUUUUAGAAUGUUGGCUUGAGAACGUUCCUCCUUUGUUAUCAUGGAACAUUUUGAGAAUGUUUUAUAGAAGAAUGUUCUAUAAUGGGUUCCUUCAACAACAUCCUCAGGACAUUACAGACAGAAUGUUCCUCUUCUGUUGAUUUAUCACAUUACAGGAACAUUUCAUGAGAACGUUCUGUCAUCUGAGGUCUCCAGAACAUUUUUUUUUUUAUGUUACGUUGAGAACGUUCCUCCUUUGAUGUCACUGGUGAAAUGUUUUCUAGAAGAACGUUCUAUGAUGUGUUCCCUCAACAAAUAAGCUAAAUGUUCCCCCUUUAAUACAUCAGAUUAGAGGAACGUUCCAUCCACAUCGUGAGCUGCAGAUGAACCUGAUUGAAGCUGCUGGAGGUUGAAUGUUUGAUCAGAUCCAUCUUUGUUCUUCUGUUCUGUUCUUCUUGGUUCCACUGGACUCAUAUUCACUAAUAAAUAAAUCAAACUAGAAAUGCA